AUGACAAUAUUCGUUAAGGAUCCAUACGGUGUUAUUUGUAUUUUCGUCACCUAUUUGUCCAUUUUUUACGCGGAUUAUGCCGUUAUCAAAUGGGUGAUUAUCUACACAAUGCAAAACAGUGCUUGGGGAUCAUUCAAUAUAAUAUUAUUCAAUUUAAUAAUCUUACUUUUAAUGAUAGCUCAUGUGAAAGCAGUUUGCUCAGAUCCUGGAAUAGUUCCGCUUCCUCAAAACAAAGUAGAUUUUUCUGACAUGUAUUCAGGAUCGAAGGAUCACGACAUUGAUACCAAUUGGACAGUAUGUGCAAAAUGUGAAACAUACAGGCCACCAAGAGCUCAUCACUGUAGAACUUGUAAGAGGUGCAUAAGGAGAAUGGAUCAUCACUGUCCUUGGAUAAAUAAUUGUGUCGGAGAAAGAAACCAAAAAUACUUCAUACAAUUUUUAAUGUAUGUCGGUGCUCUGUCAAUAUAUUCUGUCAUUUUAAUCUUAGCAUCUUGGUUUAAAGAUUGUCCAGACUGUAGCCAAGAUGUUGUCGAACAAGAGAGAAGAAUAAUGCAUUGCAUAGUUCUUGCCAUCGAAAGCGUCCUUUUUGGAAUUUUGGUUAUUGCCAUGCUUUCAGUGCAAUUGCAAGGGAUUUUCGGAGACGAAACCGGAAUCGAACAAAUUAAAAAUCAGGGACGUUAUCGUCCCAUAAAACCCAAAUACGUUUUGUUGAGCGAAGUUUGCGGUCGAACUCAUCCCAUUUUCUGGUUGUUUCCCUGUGACAAAUCAAAAACGAAAAAAUAUUAUGAUAUUCCCUUGUUAAGUCACGACGUUUGA
Messenger RNA from Pediculus humanus corporis (human body louse), 816 nucleotides. Its product is annotated as Palmitoyltransferase ZDHHC3, putative. Gene Ontology annotation, molecular function: protein-cysteine S-palmitoyltransferase activity. Gene Ontology annotation, cellular component: Golgi apparatus; endoplasmic reticulum. NCBI's taxonomy places the organism in Eukaryota, Metazoa, Arthropoda, Insecta, Psocodea, Pediculidae. Bases 1 to 816 code for a protein of 271 amino acids. The record is from RefSeq and is a predicted model, not a curated record. The transcript is spliced from 4 exons. Gene Ontology annotation, biological process: peptidyl-L-cysteine S-palmitoylation; protein targeting to membrane.